Callorhinchus milii (elephant shark) is the source of this 1331-nucleotide messenger RNA. It is a transcript of the gene prkx, whose product is annotated as protein kinase X-linked. The record is from RefSeq and is a predicted model, not a curated record. The transcript is spliced from 9 exons. Bases 4 to 1068 code for a protein of 354 amino acids. Gene Ontology annotation, biological process: protein phosphorylation. NCBI's taxonomy places the organism in Eukaryota, Metazoa, Chordata, Chondrichthyes, Chimaeriformes, Callorhinchidae. Gene Ontology annotation, molecular function: protein serine/threonine kinase activity; ATP binding.
AGAAUGGCGGCCACCGGGGUGAAGGCUGCCGCUGGUCCGGGGGAGAAGGUGUCCGCGGGGCCGGAGGGCGAGGAACAGCCGCGGGAACUGCCCUCAGAGGAGCUGCAGCCGCACAGGCGCCACAGCCUUGAGCACCUCGACACCCUGACCACCGUGGGGACUGGUACCUUUGGGCGAGUUCUCCUUGUUAAGGACAAGAUGACAAAAGAAUACCGAGCCUUGAAGGUGAUGAGCAUUCCUGAUGUGAUUAGACUGAAGCAGGAACAGCAUGUUCACAAUGAGAAAAGCAUCUUAAAAGAAACCAAUCACCCAUUUCUCAUAUCCCUGUACUGGACACAUCACGAUGAUCGCUUUCUAUAUAUGUUAAUGGAAUAUGUACCCGGAGGAGAACUAUUUUCUUUCUUACGUAACAUGGGACGAUUCAACAAUAGUACUGGACUUUUUUACUCUGCGGAGAUUGUGUGUGCAAUAGAAUAUCUACAUGCCAAAGACGUCGUUUACAGAGACUUAAAGCCUGAGAAUAUUCUACUGGACAGAGAAGGUCAUAUUAAGCUUACAGAUUUUGGAUUUGCAAAGAAACUCAUUGAUCGAACAUGGACAUUAUGUGGGACCCCAGAAUAUCUUGCACCAGAAGUGAUACAGAGCAAAGGCCACGGGAGGGCAGUGGACUGGUGGGCGCUAGGUGUGCUCAUGUUUGAAAUGCUAUCAGGGUACCCACCAUUUUUUGAUGACAACCCCUUUGGAAUUUAUCAAAAGAUCCUUGCUGGAAAGUUGGAAUUCCCAAAGCAUCUUGAUUUCUAUGUGAAAGACCUCAUAAAGAAACUUCUGGUUAUUGACCGGACAAGACGAUUAGGAAAUAUGAAGAAUGGAGCAGAUGAUAUUAAACGACACAGAUGGUUCAGAUCUGUAGACUGGGAAUCAGUGCCUCAAAGGAAAUUGAAGCCACCGUUAGUACCAAAGUUGUCCCAUGAUGGUGAUACGUCAAACUUUGAAUCCUACCCAGAAAACGAGUGGAAAAAGAUUCCAGCUGUGUCAGCCAAAGAUCUUGAAAUUUUUCAUGACUUUUAAUGUUUGCUCCUGGACAAGAUGUCAAAUGUCAACACUGCUGUGAAGGAUGUGACCAAGGGGGAGAUGCUACAUAAGAAGUAUUGACCAGCUGACGUGGGUUUGUUUGUGUUGGUCCGCUCAGCUGACUCUGGCCUUCUGUUUGUCCCUCGUGCCCUCCGCUCCACCAUCGGCGGCCGUAGUACCUUCAGCCUCUACACCCCGAAACUGGAGCUCUGUCCCUCAAUCCCUCUGCCUCCCCACCUUCAAAUCCCGCUUAAAGACCU